AUGGCUCCCGGUUUGAGGAGUGGGCGGACAGGUCACCCCAAUGUGGUGGGAGCCGGCGGAGCGGACCCCGGUGGGCGCUCGCCGCGAAGGACGGAUGCCGGAGGAGAUGGGAGGUGUUUGAGGGCCAGGUGGCGAGUCGGACCAGUGGGGAUGCUUGCAAACUGCCUGCUCUAUGUGGGAAUGCUUUUACUUGUCCGGUGCGCUAUGGCCGCAGAGGAGAAAUCCACCUUUGAUGCCUCUGGCGCCUCGUCUUUACCAAGCGACCCUGCAGCCACAGCUGCUCAUGCUCAUCCAAUGGCAGAGGAGGUGCCUUUCUCAGUCAUCCAUUCAGAUGGUGACUCAGAGUCAGAGGGGGGAGCUUUAUCAGGGCGGCCUGCUUUUUCUUCUGUCUUAACUGUCAUGGCAGGAACUGUGAAACAUCCAGUGAGCCUGGAUGAAAGUAGAACCUCUCCAACCACCACCGGGGACGAGACCCACACCACCCAAUGGCCUUCACAUAGUUCCAGCCAGGGCUCAAAGAUGUCUUCCUCAUCGUCCUCUGCGGGAGAUAGGAUCCUCCUUGCCAACUCAGAGGCGGGGACAGAUGAUUUAACCGCUGGAACAUCCAGAGUAGUUGCGCUCACUAUCCCCAAAGAAAAAGCAGCCAGCCUAGCCCCCUCUCAAUCAGACGGGAUUUCCCUUUCUGCUGGGCCCACCGAGAGGACAUCUCAGGGAUCACCUCUGCCCCCUCAACAGGACAUCGUAACAGACUCUGUCCACCUUACCACCACAACUGUAGCUCCAACCAGCAUAACUACACACCCCACCACUACCAUGUCUUCUUCAAGAGUCACCACUGGAACCACACAGUUUGCCACCACUACCACACCACAGCCUGCACCUGUGACCAGGAGAACUACGACUACCACAACCGCCAGGACCCAGAUCAGCAGGAGAACGUUCACACCACCUGUCCCCAGAACGAGCCCUCCCAGGGGGGCCACCACAAUCUUAACUUCCCCUUUUACCACCACCACAGAGGCUCCACCACAGCAGUGCAACAUCACAGAGAGAUUGUGGGUGAAGACAGUUGUUUCCAUCUAUGUGAGAAGAAACAGGCUGGACAGCAUUCAGAGGCAGAACCUGCGAAGGGGGCUAAGUCAGGGCCUCCGAAAAGCUCUAAAUGAUACCUUUGCCCAAGCACAGGUGGAGACAGUAUUUGGUUCUCCCAACAUGACAGUGGCUUAUCACGUGACUGGAGGGGACAUGGUUUACCCUCCCUCUGUAGUGCUGGAAGGCUUGGACUCCUAUGGCCGUGAUAAGCUGAUUUCAGACCUGCGACAGUACCUCCCCAUGGUAACAGCCCUGCCCCUCCCAGUUGCAUUAUGGAGAUCCAGCCCAGCCACAGGCUUCCAGCUGAAAACAGUGUUGCAGUUUGUGGGAGCAGGCGAUGAUCCUCGGUCCUGUCGGUUCUCUCAAAUGAUGGAGCAGCGGCUUGAGAAGGUGUUUUCUGAAGCACAGGCCAAAGUGCUCAACACCAACAACAGACUCUCUGUUCAGAUGCUAAGUGUCUCCCAGGCUGCAGGCUCUCCUGCUGUGUCAUUGAUCUACACUGUGAGGAAUGGGACUUUCUUCCUUAAUGGAACCACUGCCUCAAACCUUCUUGGUCAGCUGUCAGCUGAGCUGGUGGGCUACUUCCUCUUCUAUCCACCACUUAUGAUUGCUGAGCCACUGGAGUAUCACAAUCUUAACACCUCCAUUGCUACCAGAGACUUCUGGGUUAUUACUGUGAUCCAGGACGUGGAUAACGCCAGCCUGGAGGGACAGUACCAAAGCUUUGCCAGUCUAAUGGAACAGCGGCUGGCAGAGCUGUUUGUGUUGGCAGGGCAGCAGGGCACUCGUUUCAGACGAGCCACUGCUGUAGGCAGCUUCACUGUCCAGAUGGUGAGUAUUCGUAGGGUGUCAGGGUCAAAGAAUCCUGCAGAGAUGACCUACUACGUCCAGCACAAUGGCGUUCCUUUAUCAGGCACGUCAGCUGCCAAGGUCCUGAACACAGUGGAUUCUCAGACCAUGGCGCUCACCCUGGGCUACUUUGUCCAGCUGCAAGCAGAACCUGUGGUCAAGAACCCUCCUAAUAACCUUUGGAUAUUAGCUGCAGUGUUGGCCCCCAUCGCCGUAGUAACACUCAUUAUCAUCAUAAUCACAGCUGUGCUGUGCAGGAAGAAUAAAAAUGACUUUAAAGCUGAUGCCAUCGGUAACCUCAAUCCCAGAGCUAAGAUGGCGUAUCGGAGAGAUGUGGGCUAUUAUCACCAGCCAGUCCAGGGUUUUGACUAUGCCAAGCAGCACCUGGGCCAACAGGGUGGAGACGAGGAGACCCUGCCUGCAAGUCAGGAUACUCUUGUGAUGUCACUACAAAUUCGGGACACGCCACUUUCACUAGAAAAGGCCCUGCAGCAAGACGGAACUGCCAACAAGAAAAGCCUCACCUCUGACAAACACAAGAGCAAGUUACCGAGUGAGGACGGUUCCGUCAUCAGCAACGAAUCAGAGAAGCUGAAUUCCGGUAGGGGCCUGACAGUGCUGAAAGUCACAGCACAGCAAAAACUGACAAAGGAGGAGACGCGCAAGAGGGAAGAUCCAUAUGACACCUCCUCUGGCUCCCUGCAGCUCAUUUCCAUAAAGCCCAUGGCGGCUCAGCCACACUACACACACCCUGCAUCCUCUGACCGCAGCCAGGACUCUGCCAUCGUCAAUGGAGAGGUGAACUUGGCUCUGAAGCAGAAGUCAGACAUUGAGCACUACAGGAACAAGCUGAGACUGAAGGCUAAGAGGAAGGGAUUUUAUGACUUCCCCUCCACGGACGGAAGCAGCAGUGGUCGAGCUGUGGCGCACAGACAGCGGCACUGCCAUGAGAGGGCAGCCGGUGAGCAUGGCAGACCACUGGAGCCUGAUGAUGAGCGAGGUUCCACUUAUGUCAAGUCUCACAGGAGGCACUCGCAGGUAGGGCAGACGGCCUAUCGCAGCAGACAGAGUCUGAGCAGUCCCAGUCCUGGAGGAACAGAGAUGGACAUGCUUGUUAUGAGGGAGAGACCGAGGAGAGGCAUCCGCAACAGCGGUUAUGAUACUGAGCCUGAGUUGAUUGAGGAGACAAAUGUUGACCGCCUCAUGGGGCCACAUGAAUACAUGUAUGGCCGAGGCUUGAAAGGACACUCUGAGACAUCCACUCUGAGCUCGCAGCCGUCCAUUGAUGAAGUGCGACAGCAGAUGCACCUGUUGCUGGAGGAAGCGUUCAGUCUGGCUUCAGGGGGGCAGUCCACAUCUGGAAGGCACUCCCGUCACCACCACCCACCUUCUGACCAGUACAGCCCCGCACCGCCUCCCCUCCCCUACGCAGACGUGGUGACCAGCGCCCCUGGUACAAUGAGCUGUGGACGGGGAGGCUUGCAGUGGGUACCAUCCUAUGGUGCAGAAAUGUAUCAAUGCAGCCUGCCCAAACCGGCCUUUCGCUUCACCCAGCUUCCUGAGAUGGCCAUGGGCUCUCCUCCCCCUUUACCACCUCGCACUGGACCUCCUCCUGGGACUCCCUUAAGACGUUCCACUUCUGACUUGGGGCCUAAGGGAAGGAGCUCAGAGACAUCUGUCACUGAAAUUCAGAGUCAACAUGACAACAACCCAUAUGGGCCAACAACUAGAGCAGCACUUCCAUCUAUCACUGCAGAGCAGCCUGUGUCCAACUACUCAGGAAACCCAAUAACAGCCGUCUAUGCCAUCCCAGCCACCAGGCCCGGCUACUCCGAAUACUUUGUCUCCACACCAACCACCUCCUACCACAGUCCAUCCUGGAUGUCCUAUCCACCUGAACCAGAGGAUGUGCCGCCACAGUGGGCAGACUCUGUGCCCCUGCCUGGGUAUGUAGAGGCUUUUCCUCAUCCUCGUUACCCACAGGGGAGCCCCACCAGGCUGCCACUGCAAUAUAACAAGGCACUGGAGCAGCCACCCACUGCCCGUAGCACAGCAUCCCAGCAAAGCCUGCACCAGGUGGUGAAGGACAUGGACAGCAUGCCCCUGAGCAGCCUCUCCACCUCUGCACUUGUGCAGGCUAUUCGGCAGGAGGUGGCCAAGCUGGCGAAGAAGCAAAAUGAUGUGUUUGAAUUCUAGUUUUAAUUCUGUCCCCUUGUGCGCAGAAGAUAGUUAAGUGUGCAUUAGUUUCCAACAGAGGCACACAAAGGUGGUGCUCUUUCAGACAGAUUUUUGAUGUUUGUACUGUUAAAUGAACUUUACCCACUGAUUACCCAAUGAUUGAUUUCUUUUCACACACCAUUGGUGUUUUGCAGUUCCUGAUUUAAAGGAGAAGAAAAGAUUAUGUUUUAUUUUUAUGUAGAUGAUGUCCCAAGUGACAACAUGCAUCUCUUCUUUGUAGAUAUGUCAAUAGGAUACGCUAAAUAUGGAAAAUAUCACUUUUUCCAGGAUUAGACAUUUUUUUGUGAAUCACAAUCAAUUGAGAAGAUUGUACUGAGAGGGCCGAAUACUUCCUGUCAGAUGGUGUAAGUAUAAACCACAGUGUAUAUGAGCAUGUACAGUAUUAGGACAUCAUGUAUGUUAUCUCCUUUUAUAGACCAUCAUCUUCAAAAAGACGGGCUAUUAAUAUAAUUAAUUUCAGUUCAUUCAAGCAUCCAUACCACAUCAAACUACCAAUUCCAGGUAUUCUUCUGUUUAUUUUCAUAUCACAUACCAACCAUGACAGUAACAACAGAAACUGACUGUCCUGGGUUGUCUAAUGAUUUUGACUGAUUUAAAGUAGUUCCUGUUUAUUAACAAAUUAACUAAAUACAGUAUCUGCUUUUUUUAGUUUAACCCAAUUGAACAUUAAAAUCAGAAGUUGCAUCACACAUAGAUGGAAAUGUUGGCAUUUAUGUAUUUGAAAUAGAGGGAAGUUUUGCCAGAUCAGUUUGGGUGUGCGUUGACUUGGUUGACAUGGAGUGAGUACUUAAAAAAAUGAAUUUUGACUUAACUAUAUGUUUUUUCUUUUCUUGAGGAAAACAACGAAAACACUUUGGCUUUCAAAAACCCAAAUGAAAAAGUUAAUUCACAUUAGCACAGUGAUUUUAAGAUGCACAGAUGAUUCAAUGCACAUACAACCUCAAAACAUUUGUUACAAAACAAUUCUCUUUGCUGUCGGGAGGAGUGCAAAAGUUUAUUGUAAAGUUAAUCCAUAAACAAGAUGAGUCUAUCGGUUUUUUUUUUUUAAGACUUUAAGACCAUGGUCUCAAUGGGUGCAUUUGAUGCACAAUGUUCAUACAAAUUAUUAACCUAAUGGGAGGUUCUACAUCAGCACUCCUGUUCUGAGAACUUCAGUGUGAGCAGAUGAGUGUGGAGCAUCAGUCUUGGAAUUUAUCCAAGUUAUACGGCGCACACAAAAAGUAAAUUAUUGCAAAUUUGUUGAAAAAAUGCCUUUUCAGAUUAGUCAUCAAUCUCAAUUAUAGUUUAAAUCAACCACACAGGACACGAGAGCAUCAUAACAAGAACUUCAUAACACCACCUACCAGUUCACAUACAAACACCAUAAAUAUCAACAUGUUAGAAGAGGUUAAUUUAGAUUAAACAUAGGAGUACAUGAAUAAAAGCCGCUAAUUAGGGAUUUAGCAACCAGACAUUAAAUGUUAUGUAAAAUACAAAGUAAAGUGACAUGCUUCAAUUAAUAUCUUGAUGCUGCACUUAUUUACGGUAAUAUCUAAGGCACCUAUUUGGCUAUCUUAAUCAGCUUUUUAUUUUCUGUUUUUGAAACCAGAAUAAAGCCACCAGGGCAUUUGGUAACAAAACUUUAAUCUAUUCAAUAAAACUCCCAUUAAAAAAAAGUCAAUAAAUCACUGCACACAUGAAAGGGAUGUAUUCCUUUC
This is a messenger RNA of Etheostoma spectabile (orangethroat darter), 5876 nucleotides long. RefSeq names its product KIAA1549-like b. The record is from RefSeq and is a predicted model, not a curated record. The coding region runs from base 1 to 4137 and encodes 1378 amino acids. The transcript is spliced from 22 exons. NCBI's taxonomy places the organism in Eukaryota, Metazoa, Chordata, Actinopteri, Perciformes, Percidae.